UGAUUGAGUGUAUGAGCUGGUAGCUGCUCGUAGCACAGAAAGCAAUCAAGAAAGCCGAAAGAACGUUACAAAUCGUCUUCAAUAUGUCUUCCAAAUGUUCAGUUGAUAAAUACUCUUACACUGUGGGGAUGUUAGCACCUGCGAUGCUAAUCAUGGUUGUGUUGAGUUUCAUGAAGAAAAGAGUGCAAUUAAGACCUGACCUGUUGAAUGGUCGACCUGGAUUACCCAUACCAGUCAACUUCCUGGGAAAAGAGAGGAACAGAUUGAUUAUUGUACUUGCUUUUUGUGCUACAACAUCUUCAUUAUUAGAGAUGUUUGUUGGGACCUUAUUUCGUAUCAACACCACUGCUACCAGGAAUAUUUCAGAUACGUCAUUCGGCAAAGCGUUUAGCGGGAUCCUCAUGUCAUUGUUGUACGGCAUCAUAAACUACCCAUAUUUGGCAUGUCUCAAUGCUGAGUACAGAAUGAUUGGCUACAUCAUGGGUUUGCUCUAUACUUUCAUAAGAUGCAUUGUCGAUGCGGUUUUGAUUAUUGCCUGUUUAUUACCCGGUAAACAGGCUGAUGGCAUAUCAUAUAUAAUAUUCUACUACUUGCCUUCAGUGGUUUGCACUAUCCUUCUUUUGGGGGCUUACACAAUUUUCCUGUACCAAGAAAUGCGGAAGAUCUAUGCAAAUGAUACACAUCCAACAUGGAGGGAGAUAUUUAUGAUCAAUGGGGAGAGAGAAGAGACUGUUGCAGAGGACAUCGACCGCAUCCAUGUCUCGCUGUUACUUACAAACAAUCUCCAUAAGAAAAGAGCCCAGGUCGAGUACGAACCUUGGUAUGUCACUGCCAGACGAAGGAUUUACGAAACCCGUCCAGAUUUUAAGUUUUCCACUCAGUUUCUGUCUGCGGUGAUUGUGUCCUUUAUUUUCAUUUAUCAGCUAGCUGUUAUUUUUACUUAUGGACUGUUAUUAUACAAGAAAAACCUUCCAAAUCCAUCAUUGAAACUUGUUAUCGACUACAUUUUGGUAGCCAUUACCGCUGCUUCUCUCAUUGCAACACUACAGCUGUUGUUUUUUAUCAAAAGCCACAGGUCUGAUGUGCUGAAAACAUACAGAACCAGAGCGGGUCAACUACCAGACGAACGCACCAAUCCUAAAAUGCUCGUGGGCAAAAGUCUUCGAUUUUGCGGAUAUCAAAUAGCAUUCACAGCAAUUGGUAUGAUUUUUGUCGCAAUCUCUAUUCUAUUUCUGCUCUCACCAAUUUUGGUAUUUAAGCUCAUUGACGAUGAGGGUAGAACAAUGUUACUAGAGCAGGUUAAGGAAACUGUUCUUUCGGCCUUGUUGCCCUUUGUAACCGUAUCUCUCCUAUCAUGGCUCGCGUUAUUUCUGUUGUGUACGUUUGUAUUUCGUGACAGAACCUACCCAGAUCUGACAGUUACUAUUGACAACAGGCGUUUGUUUGACAUUAUGUCAUAUUUCUUCUUCUUCUUGAAUAUCUUGGUUGGGAUAUGGUCUGGACUUUCUCGUGCUGCAAAAGGUGCAGCUUUAGGCUUGGUAUUCCUGUGCCGACUUGAUCGCACAUCAAUGAUGACGGGCUAUAGGAAAUGGGACAGAGGUUACGUGGCUUACAUUGGCUUUCUUAAUGUCCUUGUUGCAUUCAGACAUCCCGUCAUGCUUUGCUUCUGCCAGGUUUUGAUUGACGAUCGGAAAAAAGUGCAUUCAGGUUUGGCCACAAGGGACAGGCCCCGCAGAUCAACAAGAGCUCUCAAUCGGUGGUUCUUAGCAGUUUUGCUGAACCGAAACCCAAGUCUUCUGAGAUACAGAAAAAGAGAUGUGUUUGGAUCCAGGAAUACAUAUUCCUCAGCUACAGCUGCAGACACAUCAGCAGUUGUUUUAGAAGAAUGGGAAAUGCCCAGUGAAAAGUUAAAGAGCACUCAGUUUUACUGACACUGAUAGAGCAAUAGGUUCAUAUGAUAGAUUCCUUGAUAUUCGAUACCUCGAUAGCUCCAAGCAAAAUAAUGUUCUAUAGUUUAUUAACAAGGAUUCCACUGAUGUUAUUUGAUGUGUUAGAUAUAGCAGGAAUAAUACUGGGGGCAGUCAUACGAAGCUCUAUCCACCAGAUAAAUCCUUAGCAGAUAAACUACAUACAAUAUCUAUGUCUGAAUGGAUAAGUUUAUUCACCCUUUGUACAACCGGCAUCAGAUGUUUAAGUUAUUGAAUCAGAAAACUGCACUUUCAUAAAUUUGAUUGCAAUUCUAUUACAUGUGCUGACUUCCUAGUCAUUCUUGUACCCAGUUCUUUCUCAGUUUCUCCAUGGAAAGUUGAAGUCUCUAGCUGGUUGGAGACAAAUGAGUCUUAGAUUUGAUUGGUUCAAAAAC
Exaiptasia diaphana is the source of this 2362-nucleotide messenger RNA. RefSeq names its product stimulated by retinoic acid gene 6 protein-like. Gene Ontology annotation, biological process: vitamin A import into cell. Gene Ontology annotation, molecular function: signaling receptor activity; retinol transmembrane transporter activity. Bases 84 to 1931 code for a protein of 615 amino acids. The record is from RefSeq and is a predicted model, not a curated record. NCBI's taxonomy places the organism in Eukaryota, Metazoa, Cnidaria, Anthozoa, Actiniaria, Aiptasiidae. Gene Ontology annotation, cellular component: plasma membrane. The transcript has 19 exons.